CUAUCUGUUGUAGUUGUGGUGGCAUAUGAUCUCUUUGAUCCAACAUCAAACAUAACCAUUACUUGGGAUGUUGUUUCAUGGACUCCAGACGGCUAUGUUGCUGUGGUGAAGAUGAACAACUAUCAGAUGUAUCGACAGAUCACAAGUCCUGGUUGGACCUUAGGAUGGACAUGGGCAAAAAAGGAAAUAAUAUGGUCAAUGGUGGGAGCUCAAGCAGAUGAUCAGGGAGAAUGCAAGGAAUUUCAGAGCAAUAUUCCUCAUUCUUGUGAGAAGAAUCCUAGAAUCAUUGACAUGCAUGUGGGAGCACCUUACAACCAGCAGUUCCCAAACUGCUGCAAGGGUGGUAUUGUAACUUCACUGGGCCAAGAUCCUGCUAAUUCGCUCGCAGCAUUUCAGUUGAGUGUUGGGAACUCAGGCAAGACCUAUAGAACGGUCAGUCUGCCCAAGAAUUUCUCCCUGCUGGGUCCCAACCAAGGCUACACCUGCAGCUCUGUAUCCAUCGUGCCAUCUUCUGUUUCUUUCUCAUCUGAUGGCCGUAGAAAGACCCGAGCUUUAAUGACAUGGCAACUGGCGUGCAGUUACUCGCAAUUGCUGGCCUCGAGAACCCCAACCUGUUGUGUAUCGAUGUCGUCUUUUUACAACAGUGAGAUAACACCAUGUCCUUCAUGUGCUUGUGGCUGCAUGAACAGUGAAACUUGUGUUAAGAGUGACUUGGUUAUAUCACGUGCGGUAAGAAGAAGCCCACAAUCAGAAGGUACUGCUACUAUGAAGCAAUGCACUCAACACAUGUGCCCCAUUCGGGUUCACUGGCAUGUGAAAAGAAACUAUAAGGCGUUUUGGCGUGUGAGGAUCACCAUCACUAAUUUCAACUACAAUCUGAACUACACUAAGUGGACACUUGUUGCUCAACAUCCAAAUCUCAAUAAUGUGGCCACAGUUAACAGCUUUAUCUAUAAGCCUCUCCUCGUCUAUGAAUCCAUAAAUGAUACAGGUAUGUUUUAUGGUGUAGAGAAGCUCGAGAAUGACCUCCUACUGCAGGCUGGUUCAAAUGGAAGUGUGUAUUCAGAGAUGAUUCUCCGAAAAGAUGAGAAAAUAUUCACAUUAAACCAUGGUUGGGCCUUCCCGCGUAAAGUCUACUUCAAUGGUGACGAAUGCAUAAUGCCUCUGCCUGUUUCUUACCCAUCUCUUCCAAACUCGGUCCUUCCUGUUUCAGAUAUCAGACGACUGGUCAUUAUUCAAAUAUUAGUAGCAAUUGUUUAUCAGUUACUCUAA
This is a messenger RNA of Cynara cardunculus var. scolymus (artichoke), 1272 nucleotides long. RefSeq names its product COBRA-like protein 4. Bases 112 to 1272 code for a protein of 386 amino acids. The transcript has 5 exons. Lineage: Eukaryota; Viridiplantae; Streptophyta; Magnoliopsida; Asterales; Asteraceae. Gene Ontology annotation, biological process: plant-type cell wall cellulose biosynthetic process; cellulose microfibril organization. The record is from RefSeq and is a predicted model, not a curated record. Gene Ontology annotation, cellular component: plasma membrane.